CAAAGGACACACACAGGAGAGAAACCAUUUAAAUGCAUGGAGUGUGGGAAGAGCUUCAGUGACAGUGGAAAAUGUAGAAUUCAUCAACGGACUCACACGGGGGAGAAACCAUUUAAAUGCAUGGUGUGUGGAAAGAGCUUCAGCCACAAUGGAACCCUUAGAAAUCACCAACGGAAUCACACAGGGGAGAAACCGUUUAAAUGCAUGGAGUGUGGGAAGAGCUUCAUUAACAGUGGAACACUUAGAAUACAUGAACGGACUCACACAGGGGAGAAACCAUUUACAUGCAUGGAGUGUGGGAAGAGCUUCACUGAUAGUGGAACACUUAGAAUUCAUCAACGGACUCACACAGGUGAGAAACCAUUUAAAUGCAUGGAGUGCGGAAAGAGCUUCACUGAUAGGGGACAACUUAGAAUUCAUCAACGGACUCACACAGGUGAGAAACCAUUUAAAUGCAUGGAGUGCGGAAAGAGCUUCACUGAUAGGAGACAACUUAGAAUUCAUCAACGGACUCACACAGGUGAGAAACCAUUUAAAUGUAUGGAGUGUGGAAAGAGCUUCAGUCAGAGUGGACACCUUAGAAUUCAUCAACGGAGUCACACAGGUGAGAAACCAUUUAAAUGUAUGGAAUGUGGAAAGUACUUCAGUCAGAGUGCACACCUUAAAAGUCAUCAACGGACUCACACGGGGGAGAAACCAUUUAAAUGUAUGGAGUGUGGAAAGUACUUCAGUCAGAGUGGAAACCUUAGAAGACAUAAACAGACUCACACACAUGAGAAACCAUUUAAAUGUAUGGAGUGUGGAAAGGGCUUCAGUACUAGUGGAACACUAAGACUACAUCAACGGACUCACACAGGGGAGAAACCAUUUAAAUGUAUGGAGUGUGGAAAGAGCUUCAGUCAGAGUGGACACCUUAGAACACAUCAACGGACUCACACUGGGGAGAAACCAUUUAAAUGUAUGGAGUGUGGAAAGAGCUUCACUUAUAGUGGAGACCUUAGAAUUCAUCAACGGACUCACACAGGGGAGAAACCAUUUAAAUGUAUGGAGUGUGGAAAGAGCUUCAGUCAGAGUGGACACCUUAGAAUUCAUCAACGGAGUCACACAGGUGAGAAACCAUUCAAAUGUAUGGAGUGUGGAAAGAGAUUCACUAAUAGUGGAGCCCUUAGAAUUCAUCAACGGACUCACAAAGGGGAGAAACCAUUUAAAUGCAUGGAGUGUGGAAAUUGCUUCACUAGGAGUAGAAAUCUUAGAAUUCAUCAACGGAUUCACACAGGAGAGAAACUAUUUAAAUGUAUGGAGUGUGGAAAGAGAUUCACUAAUAGUGGAACACUAAGACUACAUCAACGUAAUCACACAGGGGAGAAACCAUUUAAAUGUAUGGAGUGUGGAAAGAGCUUCAGUCAGAGUGGACACCUUAGAAUUCAUCAACGGACUCACACAGGUGAAAAACCAUUUAAAUGUAUGGAGUGUGGAAAGAGCUACAGUCAGAGUGGACACCUUAGAAUUCAUCAACGGACUCACACAGGUGAAAAACCAUUUAAAUGUAUGGAGUGUGGAAAGAGCUACAGUCAGAGUGGACACCUUAGAAUUCAUCAACGGACUCACACAGGUGAAAAAUCAUUUAAAUGUAUGGAGUGUGAAAAGAGCUUCAGUCAGAGUGGAGACCUUAGAAUUCAUCAACGCACUCACACAGGUGAGAAACCAUUUAAAUGUAUGGAGUGUGGAAAGAGCUUCACUGAUAGUGGAGCCCUUAGAAAACAUCAAUGGACUCACACAGGUGAGAAACCAUUUAAAUGUAUGGAGUGUGGAAGGAGUUUCAGUACAAGUGGAGUUCUUACAAAACAUCAACAAACUCAUACAGGGGAGAAACCAUGAAAGUGCUAGGGAAGUGGAUAGAGGUUGUAGUGGAAGUCUUACAAAUCAUCAAAAGACUCGGAUAAUCUACAAUUCAUCAAGUAACUCCAAGAAGAGAAACGGUUUAAAUUGAGGGAAUGUGGAAUCUGCUUUGGUUAUUAUGGAAUGUUUUUUCCAAAACAUAUACCGACUUCCAUUGGGUGGAACCAUUUAGAGUGCAGAACCUGUUUUUCUCCGAGUUGACAGGAAAUCAGUUUUAAAUGCAUGCAGCCUAUAUGAGCCUUUGUUGUUUGUAUGUAACGUUUUUCUAGAAAUGUAUUUAAAGUAAUGAAGGUAAAAUUUCACAAU
Molecule: messenger RNA, 2205 nt
Organism: Lacerta agilis (Sand lizard)
Lineage: Eukaryota; Metazoa; Chordata; Lepidosauria; Squamata; Lacertidae
Product: oocyte zinc finger protein XlCOF6-like
Exons: 3
Biological process (GO): central nervous system development; regulation of transcription by RNA polymerase II
Cellular component (GO): nucleus
Molecular function (GO): RNA polymerase II cis-regulatory region sequence-specific DNA binding; DNA-binding transcription factor activity, RNA polymerase II-specific
Source: RefSeq, a predicted model, not a curated record